Molecule: messenger RNA, 683 nt
Organism: Photinus pyralis (common eastern firefly)
Lineage: Eukaryota; Metazoa; Arthropoda; Insecta; Coleoptera; Lampyridae
Exons: 4
Coding region: 112-582 (156 amino acids)
Biological process (GO): regulation of synaptic transmission, cholinergic; sleep; positive regulation of voltage-gated potassium channel activity
Source: RefSeq, a predicted model, not a curated record
GCAUUUGUUAUUGUUAUUAAUUAACCUAAAAUGUAAAAGUGACUCAUGUCUUGUAAAAUAAUGUUAAUUUAAAUAACUUCUUAAGAUCCUAAUUCUCGUGCCUUUGGAAUAAUGUAUAAAAUAUUUAUAUGUUUGUUUGUAUUUACCAGUUAUAUCUCUUCAGCAUUUUGCUCUCUAUGGUGUUAUGAAUGCAUAAGUACACAGCCGGGAUGUGGAGAAAAAUUAAAUUGGCUGUGGCAUUGGACACGGGUGUGCCCUGAGCAAGACGAUGUGUGUGUAAAAAUUUUGGAAACUAAAGACGCCGACGUCGUAAUAACAAGAACAUGUCUAAGCUCAUUGAAGGGUUUACGUAAAGAUAUCCCUGCUGACCAUUACGAAGGAUGUCGUCCAGCUGCCAAGCAGAGUAUUCUAGGAAAUUAUGUUAAUAAUUCCAUUAAAGAACUUGAUAUUUAUCGAAACCACUACGACUCUACUACAUUCUGUUUUUGUUUCUUGGAUAAUUGGUGUAAUGGAUCUGGUUCGAUGAUUGCGUCCAUUAUUUUAAUAGUUUUUAGUGUACUUAGUGUCUAUUUUUUACAUUGAAACUUGAUAUUUUUAUACUUAAAUCUAACAAAAUCACUGUAGCUUUACAGCUACUCUGACAAAUUUUUAAUUGUACAUACAGAAUGCUUCCAAGUUUUGAA